AAAUGUACGCUCCUGCAUGUGUUAUGUCAAUAUUUAUUGCUGCAGAAGCCCUACCUCCCCAACCCACGCCAGCACUCCCACCCCAACCGCCAGCCCCACAACCACAGCCGGCUCCUCAUCAACCAAGGCAACGGAGGCGUGCUAGGCCACCAAUUUUCCGAACCCGUGUCCUACUUUUUGGUAUGCCAGAUGAUGUGGUGGUGCGUAGAUACAGGCUGCCACCACAUCUAAUCCUAGACACUCUCUCCAUAAUAGAGAGUGAUCUGGAGUCUGAAAUUCGGUAUCCUACAGCAAUACCACCAUUGACACAAUUCCUUGCAGUGUUACAUUUUUUGGCUACAGCCUCAUAUCAGCAUGUUGUGGGAGACCUGGUUGGCAUGUCGCAGGGCCAGUUCAGUAAGGUCCUGCGGCGUGUCUGCCAGGCUUUCCUAAAGCGGGUGAAGCAAUUCAUUGAUAUGCCUUUGGAUGUUGGUGCCCUAGAUGUGGUGAAGCGGCAAUUUGAGGAAGGUGGUAGUCGCUUCCCACAUGUUAUUGGGGUUGUGGAUGGCACACAUGUUGCUAUUCAGCCACCAAGACAUAAUGAAGAAAUUUAUAGAAACAGGAAACUGUUUCAUUCUCUGAAUGUAAUGGUUGUUUGUGGGCCAUCCCUCCAGAUCCUUUCCCUGAAUGCAAAAUUUACUGGAAGUUCACAUGAUGCAUAUGUCAUUAGACAAUCAGGGAUAUGGCAGAGAUUAAGAUCAAGUCAACGAGCAGACAUGUGGUUAUUGGGAGACCGUGGAUAUCCUUGCACCCCCUGGCUCAUGACUCCUUACCGUAAUCCCAGGCCAGGACCACAGAUGGCAUUUAACUCCGCGCUUACUGCCACUAGGCAGCUGGUGGAGCGCACAAUUGGUGUCCUUAAAGGGCGGUUUCGUGUGCUCCACCGCACUGGUGGCGACAUCAUGUAUUCGCCGGAGAUGGCAAGUAAAAUAGUGGUCCUGUGCGCAAUACUACAUAAUAUCGCGGUAAGGAGUAGUGUAGAGCUUCCUCAGGCAGAGGAAUUGCCUGAUGAGGAGCCAGGGGUUGGUCGACGCUUCGGUGGGGGGAGUGUGACACGGAGGGGGAGCCAAGUGAGGGCAAGAAUUGUUGCCGAAUAUUUCAGCUGAAUGAUCACACGAACUGUGGACAACAACGGCACAACUCUCCGCCCCCUUCCCCUUCCCACUCCCACUCCCCU
Messenger RNA from Pseudophryne corroboree (corroboree frog), 1216 nucleotides. Its product is annotated as putative nuclease HARBI1. The coding region runs from base 3 to 1145 and encodes 380 amino acids. The transcript has 5 exons. Lineage: Eukaryota; Metazoa; Chordata; Amphibia; Anura; Myobatrachidae. The record is from RefSeq and is a predicted model, not a curated record.